Messenger RNA from Scatophagus argus, 2804 nucleotides. RefSeq names its product mitochondrial poly(A) polymerase. Gene Ontology annotation, cellular component: mitochondrion. Gene Ontology annotation, molecular function: poly(A) RNA polymerase activity. The coding region runs from base 28 to 1776 and encodes 582 amino acids. Lineage: Eukaryota; Metazoa; Chordata; Actinopteri; Scatophagidae. The record is from RefSeq and is a predicted model, not a curated record. The transcript is spliced from 9 exons.
UCACUUGCCGUAGAUUGGACCAAGCGCAUGCGCUUUUCCGCUAACAUCCCUACAGCAAUGGCGUCCUCCAUUGCGAUGUGCAGGUUACAUAUGAGGGGAAGGAACAGUCUGGUAAAAUACCUUAAGAAAGUCGAUACAUUUCUUCACAAAAAUACUCUAACAAGUGCUGCUGUUCUAGGUGAAGCACUUCGGAAAGACGAAACUGAUGAAAAGGAUGGACGUAAAUCUUUACAUGCUGUCCAGGAAGAGAGACAAGGGCAGGCAGAGAGAUCUGUUCUCAUUGGCUGCCCCCCUAAAACCUCUGAGAAAAGGUUUCUCAAGCAUUUAUCAAGACAUGGAGAUAUCAGCAAAUGCUUCUUUUAUGAAAGCUAUGGAGUAUAUGCUGUAGUGGAAUUUGCCAGACUGGACAGUGUUGCAUCAUUGCUUGAAGAGGCAGCCAUUCCUAACUCCAGCCAUGAAGCUGUGGUGCCUUUUAAGUCAAGACUGCUGUCACUGAAGAACCUUGGUUCGGUGGACUCGCCAAACCAGCAGUCAGGCCAUCAGUGCCAGCCCCAAACUGCUAUUCCAAUCAGCCAGCUCACACAGAGCCUGUCCAGAAAGGAAAGUAUAGAGCAUCAGAUAACCUCCCUGACAGAAGCUUAUCAGCUAACAGAGGAGAACACUCGACUGCGCUUCCUCGUCUGCUCUCUGCUCAAGGACAUUGCCUCUGCUUAUUUCCCAGAAUGCUCCAUCAAGCCAUUUGGCUCAUCAGUGAAUGGCUUUGGAAAGCUGGGCUGUGAUCUCGACAUGAUUCUGGACCUGGACAACAUCAGCGGGAGAAAAACAAACAUGCCAAAAUCAGGUCUGUCCCUGGAGUACCAGCUGAAGAGGGCCAACUCCGAGCGGGCUGUCACCCAGAGCAUCCUGUCUGUCAUCGGGGAGUGUUUGGACCAAUUUGGGCCAGGGUGUGUUGGGGUGCAGAAGAUUCUUAAUGCACGAUGUCCCCUGCUCCGGUUUGCCCAUCAGCCCUCAGGUUUUCAGUGUGACCUCACUGCCAACAACAGGGUGGCAAUCAAGAGCACAGAGCUGCUCUACCUGUAUGGAGAGUUGGACCCGCGAGUGCGUUUUCUGGUGUUCACUGUGCGCUGUUGGGCCCGAACUCACGGUAUCACCAGCAGCAUUCCUGGGGCCUGGAUCACCAAUUUCUCCCUCACUGUCAUGGUGCUCUUCUUCCUGCAGAAGAGGAAUCCCCCGAUUAUCCCCACCCUGGACCACCUAAAGAACCUGGCAGGUCCCGAGGACAAGAGUGUGGUAGAGGGGAACGACUGCACGUUUGUCAGCGACUUCAGCAAAAUCCAGCUCCAGAACAACACAGAAACACUAGAGAAUCUGCUGCAUGACUUUUUUGAGUUCUAUGCCAAGUUUGCCUUCAGUAAGAUGUCCAUAAAUAUCAGAAAGGGCAAAGAGCAGAACAAGCCGGAGGUAGCCCCGCUGCACAUCCAGAACCCGUUCGAAACCUCUCUGAAUGUCAGCAAGAACGUCAACACCACACAGCUAGACCGCUUUGUGGCUUUGUGUCAGGAGAGCUCGUGGCUGCUCCAUCAGAGCCAGACCACCCCACCCAAAGGUCAUAAACAAGGCAACAAUCCUACACCUUGGGGACUUGCUACCCUCCUCCUGCCCUCCCAGGUGGCAGGGAUCAAAAGUCAGAAGAAAAAGAGACGGGGGCCGGCAACUGAGAGGAUCAAGAGCUUGCUGGAAUCUUUGAAGAAUAACAGUAAGCCAGAGAAAAGCUAAGACUCUUUGGAGAUCUCAAAAAUCAGCUCCAUCCUCUUACCUUUGCUUUAACUCAUUCAUUGGUGGACACCUUCUGGUAUUUUUAACCGGUGCCACACCAAGAAGUGAAGAGCAGCCUCUGCAAUGGACUGUAGUUCCAAACAUGGACACCAGAGGGUGUUACUGAGGAGUGUGUAUGCAUAUGUCUGGGACCUUGAAUAGUGGAGUGAUUGUUCUUUACUGUAGAUUUGGCUUCACUGUUGUAAUUAAAGCAAAUACUCAUCAAAGUCCUGUCGAAUGCGCAUAUAGGAGCUAAGACUUGACAUUCACGAGUUCAUUUAAUGCAAAAUCCAUUGUCCAUGGAUAUUUUAAUUUACACUCAUAACCAACCACAUCUGUUUACACCUCACACAGAAUUACUGUGGAUAUAUUUUUUGUAUUAAUGUAAUAAUACAAAUGGAAUAAUCAAGAUUUUAUUACAAACAUUGGGUCUGCCUGUUAUGAAACUUGACAAAAGGAAGUAAAAGGGUUUCAGAUGCAUCCAAAUUAUAAACAAAUUCAAUACUAAUAGUUAAAUAGUUAAAAGGAAUGCAGAGAGAAAUAUGAUAAAAAAAAAAAACCCAAACCAUUCCUUUGCCCCAAAUAACUUGUCAACGUAAAUUAAAGAGCGUUUUUUUUUCACUCUGUUUAUCACUGACUCUCUCAUUUCAGUUUUCUGACUUCUGAUUAUACCAGAGCAAAUGGAGGGAUUUAGGCACCUUAAUUACCUGCAAUGGAGCAAGUGAACUAAUCAUCAAUACUAGAUAAUAGUGUUGUAGUAUAAAUGUGUGUGUGUGUGUGUGUGUGUGUGUGUGUGUGUGUGUGCCCACCUGUGUUUUCAAGUAAGCUAGCGCUCCACACAGUCAUUCAGUAGGCUACUCCAAUUUAAUGCAUGUCUCAGUUUGAGGAAAAUUUGAAGUUGGGGAAAAUACCAUGUAGAUAAAUGAUUAAACUUGCACAAAGACCAAAAACAAAAAAAUAAAAAUGUCAACUUAUUGGUGUUAAAAGAA